AUGAAGAUCGCAGCUGUUAUGCGAGAUAUUAAUGAUACAUCAAAUAAAAUCAAACGAGAUAUUUUGAUUAAAACAACAAUUAAUACUACAUUACAUCGUUAUAAAGAUUUAGAAAUAAGUAAGAUUGAAUAUCAACUACCCACACCACAAUACCACACAAAUCUUCAUAAAAAUAAUAAUAUAAAUAAGACGCAUCUUGUUGAUUUAUUAUUGGAAGCACACUAUGCAAUGAGUUUUUAUUACAAUUCCAUUAAAAACAUAUUACAGAUGCAUGAUCCAUUUGGAUCAUCAACUAAUGAAUGGUUUAGACACAUUAAAUCUGAUCUAGAACAAAAAGUCAUUUGUUCAUAUCGUAAUGUGCUAAAUGUUUACUCAUCAGAAUGGCCUUUGACUACCGGAAUCAGUCGUAUAAAAUUUUCUUCAAGAGUAUUUAAAAAUUGGCCAUCGAUUCUACAUGAUGCUCAUGCCAUAAUCAUUGCUGAAUUACUGACAGGAUGGGCGAAAAGAAUAGAUCUCGCUAUUACUACUAUUGAACAAAAGUUUCGUUAA
Adineta steineri is the source of this 549-nucleotide messenger RNA. The record is from the annotation of a GenBank genome assembly. NCBI's taxonomy places the organism in Eukaryota, Metazoa, Rotifera, Eurotatoria, Adinetida, Adinetidae.